Tigriopus californicus is the source of this 1618-nucleotide messenger RNA. It is a transcript of the gene Bsg, whose product is annotated as basigin-like. The record is from RefSeq and is a predicted model, not a curated record. NCBI's taxonomy places the organism in Eukaryota, Metazoa, Arthropoda, Copepoda, Harpacticoida, Harpacticidae.
UUCUCAAGUAUCACCGUUGCCCUCCAUCUGGACCAACAUGAGGGGCCUAUCCACUGACUGGGGUUGGGUCGCAGGUCUGGCCCUACUUUGUCUGAUCCCCUUGGCCUUGGGCGAUGAUGAAGGCUCCAGCUUGGAAGACAUCUCCACGGUGCUGGAUAACGAGGAAGCGAUCACGGGCUUGCGGAUGUGGCCGCCUAACGGAAAGCGUAUGGCCAGCGAGAACGGGGACUACACCGUUCGAUGCCAAUACAACGACUCUGAGGCCCAGAUCAAGUGGUACGAGGUCCCGGACGAGGGUAGCGAGCGGGAGCUUACCGAGGACGAGGUCGAGAUCGAGAUCAAUCCCGAGUCCAAGUCGUCUACCCUCACCGUGCCCCAGGCGAUGGUUAAACGCGGGUUGUACCGCUGUAAGGUGGGCGAGCAAGUGGGCGAAUUCACCUAUGAGAGCUUCUUCAAGUUGGUGCCUUUCACCUUGUCCAACACGGUCAUCGAGAAAGACGACUUGAAGCUCUUCUGUCGCCUCAGACCCGGAUCGCUUUCGGACGGGUCACCCCGGUUCAGUUGGUUCAAGAAGCCCGAGGGCCAACCCGAGAGCGAGGGCGUGCCCAUCAAGACCAAUUCCUCGGAUACCAUCGAUGGCGAGCCCCACAUUAAGAUCAUUCAAGUCGAGGACGAUCAGUCCAUGUUGAAGAUUGAAGACGCCCGCUACUCGGACCGAGCCAUCUACGGCUGUAAGGUUGAAAAUAGCUACGGUCAGAUGGUUACGGCGCAAGCGCUCGUGCGAGUCAAGGAUAAGUUGGCCGCUCUCUACCCGUUCAUUGGGAUUGUGGCUGAGGUGAUCGCCCUCUGCCUCGUAAUCUUCAUGUGCGAACGUCGGAAGACCAAUGACUGUGACGACGAGGAUGACGGAAACGAGGAGGAAGAGUUCAACGGCGGCACCCCGGCUCACGGCAACAACAGCAAUGUCCGUCGCAGGAACUAAUUAACCAGUUCUGAUCUCGACAGCCCACACUAGUCAUCGUCAUUGGGAAGAACCACCCUUACACCUAGCUUCCAUGAGUCGUUCCUUUCGCAGCUGUCCGAAGGCCAUAGUUUUGAAGCCAUCUUUUACUCAUGCUACCGCACAUUAAAUUAGAAGAAUUGUCGUUCUUAUCCGUUUCGUUUCAUGAUUUCUUCCAUGUCCAAAGUUUAAGCGAAUGGUCGUAAAAUGAGCACGUGGCCAGAAGAUCCGCCGAGGUCGGCCCAACUUGGAAAUCGACGCCAUACGCUAAACUCGUGUGCUCCUCGUAACGAUCCAAAACUUUGAGUUGGGACUCGAUUUGUUGAACCAGCGCGAAACCGUUACUCAUGCAAGCCGUGACAUAAAUGUCGGCCAAAGUGGCUUUUUGUUUAAUGCGCCAGACGCCACCACCCAAGUUCAAGGAAUCCCGGCUCUGUUUCAUGUUUCUUGAAUCCCAAGUGUAGAUGGACUCGUCAUAACUGAAAAAGAGUCGCCACCAUAUUCAGUUGCAUCCUUGAGUAUUGGAUGAAGUGGGAUGAAAACUUUACACAUGUUCAUAACUCAGUUUGAUUCGUUUCCAUAAAUUUUAUUGGAAAAAAUAAAACCGAUUUCUUAGAA